Molecule: messenger RNA, 3766 nt
Organism: Parasteatoda tepidariorum (common house spider)
Lineage: Eukaryota; Metazoa; Arthropoda; Arachnida; Araneae; Theridiidae
Gene: Ranbp21
Product: exportin-5-like protein Ranbp21
Biological process (GO): RNA export from nucleus; protein export from nucleus
Cellular component (GO): nucleus; RNA nuclear export complex; cytoplasm
Molecular function (GO): RNA binding; small GTPase binding; nuclear export signal receptor activity
Source: RefSeq, a predicted model, not a curated record
AUGUAUGCUGAGUACUUGGAUUCUACAAGCAUCACAGGAGAAAAGAUUUUUGUUAAAGAUGCUUGGAGCAGAAUCAUUGUGGAAAUAAUCAAGCGAGAAUGGCCCCAACAGUGGCCUGCUCUUUUAGAUGAACUUGAUCAACUAUGUAAAUUAGGAGAUAAACAGACUGAGCUUGUUUUACUAGUAUUUCUGAGAUUGAUUGAAGACACUGUACACUUGCAAAAUUUUGCGGAUAAAAGACGUAAGGAUAUCCGAAAAGCAAUAUGUUCUGAAGUGAAUAAGCUACUAAAAUUUUUUUGGAGCACUUUUGUUGAUAAUUAUGACAAGUUUUUGAUUCAGAAACGUAUGGAUCCAAAUUCAGAUCAAAGUCUUUCAAAUUUCAGACUUUCGAGUCUUGCUCUCGACACUUUUACUCAAUUCACUGAUAUAUUUCCGAUUGACGUAUUUAUCCAAGAAAUAGGAUUCUAUGAGCUGUGUAUCUUGUUUGCAGAUCCUGAUUUUCAAAAUAAAGCUGCCUUAUGUUUAUUAAAUAUUGUGGAAACUCAGAUGACUCCAAAUGAUAAGCAAGAAUUGCAAGCUAUAUUUGAUGUAGAUAUUUUUUUUCAAUCAACUGCAACUUUUUUGACUUGUGCAUAUGACCCACUGCAAGAACAAAAGCACAAUUUUCUUAAACUUCUUAGUAAAAUCUUCCUCAGUUUAAUACAAGUUCUGAUUUACUUCAAACAAAAGGAAUUGCCAGUUCAGCCUUGGAAUCAUAAGAAUUUUGGAGCUCUAGUUAACUGUGCGUUAUUGUUCAGUAAACAUUCAAGCAUUAUUAGUUUGGAUGGGCAGAAUAUGCUUUUCCACCUUCUACGGGACUCCUUUUUCUCAACUACAUCAGCUGUAACUGAAAUUAUACCUUCUAUUUUGAAAAUGGGAAUUGAAAAACUUUUAAUGGUUGAUUAUCUACCUAAAGCUGACUCUACAUCAUUAAAAUUAGCUUUGGAAAUUGAAGAUGAGGAUGACAUUCAUAAUUUUAGUAUUAAAUUCCGUCAAUUUGUAAAUGACAUUACUAGAGAGAUAACUAGAUUGCAAACGGAAAUUUCUUUCAAUUUCGCAAAGACUUUGCUUCACCAGUUGUUAUCUGAAGGAAAUUGGAUUUCAUUUAUUGAUUCUAAUGUUCUUGCUGAAAGUCCUCAUGCAUGUUGGAAAGCACUUGUCUUUUAUUUGGACUCUGUCUGUAGUGUUUUAUCAAAAUAUCUUCAUUCUGGUGACACAAUUGUUUUGCCUAAAGUUUCUCUGGAGGGAGCCAUACUUCUUCAAAAGCUUCUAGAUUUCGAUAGCAAUGAUCCAGUUAUUGUUUCAUAUGCAUUAUCUUGUAUAUCCUGUUUAUUUAUCUUCACUGCAUCUUCCGAGCCUGAUCUUUGCAUUAAAAUCUUGGAAAAGAUAUUUGGAAAUUUUGCUUAUUGUAAUAAUAAUAAUCUUACUGAUGAACAUGGUGAAUACAAGGAAUUGAGAAGACAUUGUGCGUUUAUACUUAUUAAGUUAAGUAGUAAUCAUCCCAAAUUAUUGUUUCCUUAUUUUGAGCAUAUAUUCAAACAAAUCUGUAACAUUAAUGGAAGCCAGUCUGGAUUCCUUAGUAUUCCUGAUAAAGUUGCUUUCUGUGAAACCAUUAUGAUUCUUAGCAAUGAAUUUAGUGAUUAUGAUAAACAAUCAUACUUUUUACAAGAUAUUUUAAGUUUCUUUGGUUUGUUGUGGAUGUCCAAUGAAGUUCAAACAGCUCUGUCAUCUGUUGAAAACUUCAUAUCUAUAUUGGGUAUUGAUGUUCCUUUUAAUGAUAAACCUGAAGAACAGUGUUUAUCAAAACAAGCAAGUGAUAUCAAGCUCUGUGUAAAUGUAUUUUACAGUACUGUUAAACGCUGCUUUUACCCUUCAGAUCCCGAAGUUGCUAAGAAGGGAAAUUUUAUACAUCCAUUAAGUGAAUCAACCAACUCAAUUUACUACAGAAGUCCUAUAGCUGAAUUUUUAAUUCCCAAGUUACCUCAAGUUUUCCAGUUAGCAAAAUUACUGAAUUCUAUCUAUAAUCCCCAGAAUCGACAAAAAAUCCAUCCAAGUUAUUUACCCGUUUUAGGUGCUGACUUAAGAGAUAUGAGUGCCAUAUUUGGUUUGAAUUCUCCAAAGUCCAGAAACCGUGUGACCAAAAUCAAAAAUUAUAUUCUAGACCUAAGUCAAACUUGCAUUACAAUAAUGGGCACAUGUGCAGAGAGUUGUACAAUAGAUUUUUAUAUGAUUCCUAAUCUAAAAGAUAUGUUAUAUGACAGUCUCUUCUUCAACAUUCAGCAUGUUCCUGAUACAAGACUUAAACACCUCAUUCGUAGCUUUUUGUUACAAUUUUCUUUGAAUUGUCCUGGAACUACAAAUCCAGAUUUGAUGUCUAUUUUAUUGGCUUAUUUCACAUUUAUGCUUCAGAAACUAACUUCUUCAUGGAAUAAAUUCAAAUUAAAAUAUGGAAAUAGCAUAAAAUACGAGGAACAACAAACAGAAGAUGAAGAAAUUAUUGAAGAUCAAAUGAACCGUCAACUAUCCAAAACGCACAUUGAUUUUAUAAUUGAUUUACUCACUAAGUGUGACAAACAUUCUUCUCUGCAAAAUGACUCGAUGGAAGAUGAUGUUAAAUCAACAAAUUUCAAAUUUAGCAAUAAAGCACUUUCUCCUCUUGGAAAUGCACUAUUGAAUGCUGAGGAUAUACGAACUGUGAUAAUAUGCACUGCUUUCAACUCAUUACAGUGGCUUGAUUCUUCACUCAAUCUUAAAUCAAUAAUGAUUUGUGAAUUAAUUUUCAAGCAACUUGCUGAUAAAAGGUUAAUUCAAUCCAUUCAAGAAGCUACUUACCUUCUUCAGAGUGUUCUACAUAGCAUCAAGGAACUUGGACAGCAUGAAUGCAAUCUUAGUGCUUUAAUAGGUUUUGGUAUUACUAUCUAUCAAUCAUUAAAGCUCUUAUUCCCUGACUUGAGUCAGGUUCUGCAAGAUUCAACUAAUUGUAAUCCUUCUAGUCUUGAUAAGUUGAAUGAUCUUUUGAAUAAAAUUCAACCACCUGUUAAACCAGUGAAAGAAGCUUUUAAAAAUGUGGUUCAGAAAAUCAUUGGGGUUAACGUUGGUCAAGAGUACAAACGGAAUGUAGUAAUAAAGAAUUUAAAGAGCUUCCAACUACCACCUAAAGAAAAAAUAUCAUUCCUUGAUAGUACUGAUGAUGUUGGACUUUGUAAUUUAUUCAUACCUUUUAAUGAAAACUAAACAUUGUUUUGUAUGUUUAAAAUUUUUUUAUAAUUCUCAACAUUUGUGUAUAUUAUCAUUAAUCAUCUGCAUUAUUUUGGAAGGAAAAAAUGGGCAUGUCUCCGACAUCAAUUUUUGUAAGAAAUAAUCAGCAAAAAUUUAUUUUAAGAUCAGUAAUUUUUCUCUUUUUCCCUUAUUGCUGCUAAAAUUACCAGUUUCAUAAAAAACGAAUGUUAAAUUUUGAUUUUGUAUUUAGGCUUAAGUAUUAAAACCCUGUUCAAAAUUUUAUUUUUAAAAUGGCAAUGCUUUGCCAUUGUUUUACUUCAACUGAACUCAUGUCCUGUAACAUUUAUUACACUCAUAAGUAGUCAACAGGGUGCGUAGCAUUUUUAAAAAGGUGCUUAUUUUCGUUUUUUAAAAGCCCUUAAAGGUGCUUUUUUCAUUGGGUGUUUUUAAAAAGUGCUUAAUUUUCCCUAUUUUAAAAUGGGGGUUUUCCUAUACCAUGCUGAUUUUU